Molecule: messenger RNA, 2527 nt
Organism: Argentina anserina (silverweed cinquefoil)
Lineage: Eukaryota; Viridiplantae; Streptophyta; Magnoliopsida; Rosales; Rosaceae
Product: probable 1-deoxy-D-xylulose-5-phosphate synthase 2, chloroplastic
Exons: 10
Coding region: 63-2207 (714 amino acids)
Biological process (GO): terpenoid biosynthetic process
Molecular function (GO): 1-deoxy-D-xylulose-5-phosphate synthase activity
Source: RefSeq, a predicted model, not a curated record
AAUGCUCAACAGGUCACACCCUUCUUCCCUUCUCCUCUGUCUUUACCUAGAUUCCAUCAGCCAUGGCGGUCUCUGGCACAUUCAUCAGACCAAAUCAGUACUUCUCUUCAUGUGUCAAUACCCCAAGUCCAAGAUUAAACCCCAGUUGUAGAAAACAGUUCUGUUUAAAGGCUUCAGCUGGGAACACAGACGGCGAGGAGCGCAAGUUGACUAGAAAGGAGGCAGAUGGAGGGCGGAAGAUCGAGUACACUGCAGAGAAACCAGCCACGCCAUUGCUGGACACAAUCAAUUACCCAGCUCACAUGAAGAAUCUAUCAACAAAGGAUCUCGAGCAAUUAGCAGCAGAGAUCAGAACGGAUAUUGUUCACAGUGUUUCAAAGACAGGCGGGCAUCUGAGUUCUAGCUUGGGUGUCGUGGAGCUAUCAGUGGCACUGCAUCACGUGUUCAGCACCCCUGAGGAUAAAAUCAUAUGGGAUGUUGGUCAUCAGGCUUACCCUCAUAAAAUUCUCACAGGAAGGAGAUCCAAAAUGCAUACAAUGAGGAAAACUUCAGGUCUUGCAGGAUUUCCGAAAAGGGAUGAGAGUGUUCAUGAUGCUUUUGGUGUUGGGCACAGUUCUACAAGCAUAUCUGCGGGUUUAGGCAUGGCGGUUGCAAGAGACCUACUAGGGAAGGACAACAAUAUUAUUUCAGUGAUUGGAGAUGGGGCCAUGACAGCAGGACAAGCAUAUGAAGCCAUGAACAACGCAGGAUACCUCGACUCUAAUCUGAUUGUUAUACUGAAUGACAAUAAGCAAGUGUCUUUACCCACCGCCACCCUUGAUGGUCCUGCGACACCAGUUGGAGCCCUCAGCAGCGCUCUAACCAAACUCCAAGCAAGCACCAAGUUUCGAAAACUUCGAGAAGCUGCAAAAAGCAUUACAAAGCAAAUAGGAGGACAAACUCAUGAAGUUGCAGCAAAAGUAGAUGAGUACGCAAGAGGAAUGAUUAGUACUUCCGGUUCCACUCUCUUUGAGGAGCUUGGAUUGUAUUAUAUUGGUCCAGUAGAUGGUCACAAUGUUGCAGACUUGGUUAACAUUUUCCAGAGAGUGAAAGCCAUGCCCGCCCCUGGGCCAGUUUUGAUCCACAUCAUGACAGAGAAAGGAAAGGGCUACCCCCCAGCCGAGGCAGCAGCUGAUAGAAUGCACGGGGUUGUCAAGUUUGACCCACCAACUGGCCAGCAAUUCAAGACCAAAUCUCCUACACUUUCAUACACUCAGUACUUUGCUGAAUCUCUGAUAAAGGAAGCUGAAACAGAUGACAAGAUAGUAGCGAUCCAUGCAGCAAUGGGUGGCGGCACUGGUCUAAAUUACUUCCAGAAGAGGUUUCCAGAUCGUUGCUUUGAUGUCGGGAUUGCUGAGCAACAUGCUGUCACAUUUGCAGCAGGUUUAGCUGCAGAAGGUCUCAAGCCAUUCUGUGCUAUUUACUCAACAUUCCUGCAACGAGGAUAUGAUCAGGUGGUCCAUGAUGUAGAUCUUCAGAAACUACCAGUACGCUUUGCCAUGGAUCGAGCUGGAUUGGUUGGUGCAGAUGGUCCCACUCACUGUGGAGCAUUUGAUAUCACAUACAUGGCAUGCUUGCCCAACAUGGUGGUUAUGGCUCCAUCUGAUGAAGCUGAACUGAUGCACAUGGUCGCCACUGCAGCAGUUAUAGAUGAUAGACCAAGCUGCUUCAGGUUUCCAAGAGGCAAUGGUAUUGGAGCAGUUCUUCCUGCUUUUAAUAAAGGAACUCCAAUUGAGAUUGGCAAAGGACGAAUACUGAUGGAAGGCAGUAGAGUCGCGAUUUUGGGAUAUGGUUCCAUAAUUCAGCAAUGUGUGGGAGCAGCAAACAUGCUGAAAACCAGGGAUAUAUCUGUGACAGUCGCAGAUGCAAGGUUUUGCAAACCUUUGGAUACAAAGCUAAUCAAGCAAUUAGCCAAGGAGCAUGAAAUUCUUAUUACAGUAGAAGAAGGUUCAAUUGGAGGUUUUGGAUCUCAUGUAUCACACUACCUAAGUUUGAGUGGCAUUCUAGAUGGACCACUCAAGUUAAGAGCAAUGGUACUUCCUGAUAGAUACAUUGAUCAUGGAGCACCCCAGGAUCAACUUGAAGAAGCAGGCCUCUCAUCAAGGCAGAUCUCAGCAACAGUAUUAUCUCUAUUAGGGAGGCCAAAAGAAGCUCUUCAGUUGACAUGAGUACAAGUGGACUCAUUAGCGUUGCCAAGAUAGCUGUAUAUAUCAAUUAAAUCAGCUAUCUGGAUUACGGAGAAGAUGUGAACCCCAACUGCAAAGAGGCCACUUGGGGUGCUCAUCAUUAGAGGCUAUCUCGAGAUCUCUACAACACAGGAUCACUCAUUUAGGAAUCAGAUAGGAACAAUCAGUGUAUACUUGGUGCUUAAGUUUAUCACAAAUAUUACAAUAAGGAAAAUAGCAGGAAACUUGAAACAACCCAAUCAAAAUAUUUCUUUGUCACUCUGUACUAGCUUAUCAGUCAAUUUCGUUAAUUUCAAACUUCA